Molecule: messenger RNA, 2807 nt
Organism: Oxyura jamaicensis (ruddy duck)
Lineage: Eukaryota; Metazoa; Chordata; Aves; Anseriformes; Anatidae
Product: claudin-8-like
Exons: 3
Coding region: 909-1571 (220 amino acids)
Biological process (GO): cell adhesion; bicellular tight junction assembly
Cellular component (GO): bicellular tight junction; plasma membrane
Molecular function (GO): structural molecule activity
Source: RefSeq, a predicted model, not a curated record
GAAAGCUUUCCAAAAGCAAAAGCCAUUUCAUUCAAGGGUUAGCAGCCAGGACUGCAGAGAGUGAUGCAGAAAAGCUCAAGGCCAUUUUAGAGAGAAAAGAGAGGAAGUUCAUUGGUGAGCAAAGGGAACAACUCCUGAGGAAAUCACUCCAGACUGCUAUGAUCUGUUUUUGAAGAUGUUGUUUUGCUCAUCCACAAUAAUCCAUUAGUGCGAAAGCCAGCUUUGACUAUCCUCCGCGGAGCCAUCUGUUUCAGGUUCAGAGUCACUUUAUCCUUUUGAUUUGCUUUGUUCCUUGAUCCUCUCACCGCAGCACUCCCCUCCAGGCUCCAGCACAAGAGCACUUUGCAAGCAGAGGCCCUGUGGCAGGGUGGGCGGCUCUGCUUUCCUCCUGGCCCGCUGCCACCACUCCUGCAGGAACCUGAGCUGAGCAGGGCUCUGAGGCAGAAAUUUCCUGUGCGUUCAGUGUAACAGCCUCACUGACUGCACCGGUGCGUACACGGUCACACGGUCUCCCUGCACAGACCAGUCUUUUUUUUUUUUUUUUUUUUUUUUAAUAAGCAACUUCAAUGCAAAUGUACCUUCCUCAGAUGGUGUAUUUAUUCUAAAUGGCUCUUGCUGGUUUACUCACACCCUGUCCUGUCUCUUGCCUUGGGAAGCUGUUCCACUUGAUCGUUCGGUCUGCCUCUUUGAGUCAGUGGUGGCAGGGGAAUUAUACAGGCAACGGAGGCACAGCCAAGUCCCAGGUAGCGCGUGCCAGAUUUAAGCUGAUUUAAGGUUGUGCAGCCUGACUCCGAAACUUUCUUCGCAAAAGGGACAGCUACUUUUGGACAAAAUUGCUAUUUUUUUUCCCGUCAGCGUGCACCUGGCUGGGUGAACCUGCUGGGUGUUGCACACCUCUCAAGGGCAGCAUGGUUAGUGGGGCUUUGCAGAUCGUGGGGCUGCUCAUUGGUGGCAUUGGCAUGAUCGGGACAUUCGCAGUCACGGGUAUGCCCCAGUGGAGGGUGUCUGCCUUCAUCGAGCACAACAUCAUCGUAUUUGAGACCAUCUGGGAAGGCCUGUGGAUGCACUGCAUCAGGCAAGCCAACAUCAGGAUGCAGUGCAAGGUCUAUGACUCCGUGCUGGCCCUCUCUCCGGACCUGCAGGCAUCCAGGGGGCUGAUGUGUGCCGGGUCAGCGCUCUCCUUCCUGGCGUUCCUGGUUGCUGUUGUUGGGAUGAAGUGCACGCGGUGCAGGCAGAGCAGCUGGCCAGCCAAGGGCUAUAUUCUCUUGAUGGCUGGGCUCCUCUUCAUCCUCUCGGGAGCCGUCACGCUCAUUCCAGUCUGCUGGGUUGCCAACACCAUCAUCAAGGACUUCUACAACCCCGCGGUCAACGUUGCACAGAAAAGGGAGCUUGGUGAGGCUCUCUACCUGGGCUGGGUGGCUGCCUUCUGCCUCUUGGCAGCUGGAGCCAUAUUCUGCUGCUUCUGCCGCUGCUGUGAGAAAACCAGGAGCUACGGCUACUCCGCACCUCUCCACCACCAGCAUCUGCACAGGUCCACCGAAAGCUCAUACUCCAGGAGUCAGUACGUCUAGACGCCUCCUGCCUUUUCCUUUUUAUUUUUUAUGUUUUAAGCAUUCAAUCUGCCUGGAUGUACUUCAGUGUUCACAGGAGAGGACAGCUAGAAAGCUGGUGUAGCCUCCUGUCCUGUAACUGCUGCUGCAUUUUGGAGCUGCUGUUGCCCCCACUGGGCUUUGCUGGGGCUAGUGCUGCAGCACGCACAGCUGCAAUGACAGCAAGGUGACUGUUGAAUGCUAUUUUAAUAGUAACUUGGAAUAGCUUUGAGCUUGUGUGGCUUUGUUUUUGUUUGCAUUUUAUGCAGAAACCAGAAAUAAGGAGCUUAAAGUCCCACUGUGAUAUGAGCUAAUGGCCUAUUGAAAAUAAGAAGGGAGUUAAAGAGCUGGUUCAGUUUUUUUUUUUUUUUGUCUUUCCUGGGAAAGAGGGGAUAACAGUGAAUAAAGACAAGAUAACGAUGGUUUAAAAGGAAAGCAUUCACAAGCAGAUUGAUUUACUGUAGGUUUAAUGGAGGGUUGCAUGAAGAAUUUAUUCAUCAGAGGAAGGUAAGCUGAAAUACAUGAAAAAAAAACACCUUAUUUCAGAGAAUAAGCAUAGCUCUAUAUUCAUCUGAAAUAUGAUUUUUUGGUGAAAGUGACAAUUACUUUUGUAAUCCAUACAGGCCAAACUCAUUCACAUUCUUCUUUUUAGAAGCAGCAGUAUUCCCUUGCAAACUCCUUGUGGCUCACAACAUUUUGCAGUAUUGCAUAGAUCACAAACACUGCGUUGGCUGCCUGCCACAGGAUACGGUGAUAUAUAUAUUUUUAAAAAAUGAUAUUUGGGUCAGUCAGGCCCAUAUUUUUUACUAAGACCCACUCAUACCAGCAUGGUUUAUAGGCAUAAAGAACAUAAACAGCAUUUUCUCACAGUUCACAUUAGAACAAGCUCAACAAUACUUUUAAUAAGAUCAUACAGCCAUGAUAGAGAACAAUGUAAUGAAACCAAGUCUACUGAAAAAUAAGCACAGUACCAUACAAACUAAUUUAAUAAAUGACUAAAAUUAAUCAAUAGUGGUAAUAUUUUUAAUAGAAUUUCGUAAUCCCAAACCUGUGGAAAUCAAUGGAAUUUUGCCUCUGACUUAACUGAUUACACGAUUCAGUUUGUGGUGUUUAGUGGAGAACAACGUUCUUGCUCUAGAGUUUGAUUGAUGAUUUAAAAUAUUUUAUAAAAAGUUUAUGAUGUGAUCUGUAGUUCUCUAGUAAAUUCUUUAAGCUAUU